AUAUGUAUUUUUCCCAUAAAAGAAUACAAAAAGAAAAAGUCAAUUCACUUCACUUUAUUUUCCCAUUUUCUUCUCCGCAGUCUCCCCCUCUGUCAAACAAACCAAUUGAACCGGCACCGGUUUACCAAUCGCCGGUUCACCAAUCUAACAAACCAAAAAAAAACGUUCGCCGGAGAUCGGAGAGGGCGUUAACCGGAGCAAAGCCCUCUCAAAUCUCCGAUCAAUCUAUGGUUCACAAAAUCUCCAAUUUUUGAUGCGCCGAUCCAAUGCUCGAAAAAUAAACCCUAACGUUAAAGUUAACGGCGUUAAUAACAAUAACCAGAGAAUGGAAUUGGGUAAAUUCAAUUACCGGGUCAAUAGAUCUUCUAAUCGGAGCCCUAAUAGAGCCAAUUCGAAAUCAAAUAUUGUUUGUUAUGGUUUUAUAGUCUUUGUAGUUGCUUUUAUUUGUUACAUCGUCGUGUUUUCGAGUUACGUAAGGUUUACUGUUAAGAGAAAAUACGGAAUUGUUAUUGAUGGAGGAAGUACAGGUACGAGGAUUCAUGUGUUUGAGUACGAGGUUAGGAAUGGGGGUGUACCGGUGUAUGAUUUUGGGGAUAAGGGUUUGGUUUCGAUGAGGGUGAAUCCGGGGUUAUCAGCAUAUGCUGAGGAACCGGAGAAGGUGGAGCAAUCGUUGGGGAGGUUGGUUGAGUUUGGGAAGGGGAAUGUACCUAAGGAGUAUUGGAGUGAGACGGAGAUUAGGUUGAUGGCUACUGCUGGAAUGAGGUUGUUGGAUUUGGGUGAUCAGGAGAAGAUUUUGGAAGUGUGUAGAGGGGUGUUGAGGGAUUCAGGGUUCAAGUUUAAGGAUGAUUGGGCUUCGGUUAUUUCAGGAUCUGAUGAAGGUUUGUAUGCCUGGGUUAUUGCUAAUUAUGCCCUUGGAACUCUUGGUAGUGAUCCUUUGCAAACAACUGGCAUAAUUGAACUUGGUGGUGCAUCUGCGCAGGUGACUUUUGUUUCUAAUGAGCCUAUGCCCCCAGAAUAUUCUCGUACCAUUAAAUUCAGAAACUUUACCUACAGGAUCUACAGUCAUAGCUUGCUUCAAUUUGGCCAGAAUGCUGCAUUUGACUUACUCCUGGAGUCCCUUGUUGCGAGGGGCCAGCAUCAAGCUCCUCAAAGUGUUAAGCUGAUGGAUCCUUGUUCUCCUAGAGGAUACACACAUAACUUAAGUUCAUUGAAGCUCUCACCCAGUAGUUUCGCGGAAAGGACUAGGCACAUAUCUUCUUUGUAUCCUAGUGGUAACUUCUCAGAAUGCAGAUCAGCCUCGCUAUCGUUGUUGCAGAAAGACAAAGAGAGUUGUUCUUAUAAAAGCUGCUACAUUGGGUCUACAUUUAUGCCAAAGCUCCAGGGGAAUUUCUUGGCUACAGAAAAUUUUUUCUAUACUUCCAAGUUUUUUGGUUUGCCCCCAAAAGCUUUUCUUUCUGAUCUUGUGGUUGCUGGGAAAAGUUUUUGUGAAGAGGACUGGUCAAGGUUGAAAAGCAAGCACCCCUCCCUUCAUGAGGAGGAUUUGCACCGUUAUUGCUUCUCUUCAGCGUAUAUAUUGGCAUUACUUCAUGAUAGUCUUGGAAUUGCUUUGGACGAUGAUCGGAUUGGAUAUGCUAAUCAAGUUGAAAACAUUCCACUUGAUUGGGCAUUAGGAGCAUUCAUUUUGCAGAGCACGGCUGAGUUGGACAAAGAGCAUUCCGGGUGGUUUGCAAAUAUGUUCAGAUCAGAAGCCAUUUUCCUGCAUCUGUUGAUAAGGCGAAAGGACCAAAGUGGAUCAGCUGCCUCUGCCAAGAAUCUCUGCACACUUUGUUGUUUGGUACCCCGAGCAAGUGAUGCUAUACUUCGGCGACGUGAGAUCAAUCUUAUGGGACAGUUGAAAUGAGGUUGACGCCCAAUUAAAGAAGGCAUCUCUAUUCAUUGUUAUGAUAAGUUGAGCCAGAAGAGCUUUCGCUGAGAAUGUUAUCGUCGGUACGAGGAAGCAGAUAACUAGGAUGUAGAGAGCUGGUCUUUUUUGGUUGCCAAGGAAAUUGUACCAUUUACACUAUAGUCAUUACACGAUUUCUUUGCAAAGUAGAACUAAAGAUUUCUCUUGGGUGGUAUAUAAUUUAAAUCUGUUCAAAUUGACUAGCUUUGUGUGGGCGAUGGAGCCAAAGUUUGAGCUUUGUGGUUAUGCCAGACUUUUAUUUGGCAUGUUUAAAUUAAAGAUCUAUAGUGGAAAAUCUUAAGAAAUAAAUUCAUAUACAGAUCUAUGUUUUAUGCA
Capsicum annuum is the source of this 2278-nucleotide messenger RNA. Its product is annotated as probable apyrase 6. Gene Ontology annotation, cellular component: membrane. The coding region runs from base 254 to 1900 and encodes 548 amino acids. NCBI's taxonomy places the organism in Eukaryota, Viridiplantae, Streptophyta, Magnoliopsida, Solanales, Solanaceae. Gene Ontology annotation, biological process: nucleoside diphosphate catabolic process. Gene Ontology annotation, molecular function: nucleoside diphosphate phosphatase activity. The record is from RefSeq and is a predicted model, not a curated record. The transcript is spliced from 9 exons.